This is a messenger RNA of Funneliformis geosporum, 233 nucleotides long. The record is from the annotation of a GenBank genome assembly. Lineage: Eukaryota; Fungi; Glomeromycota; Glomeromycetes; Glomerales; Glomeraceae.
CUUGUUUGGCUGACGGAACAAAGUUACCUCCAGUUAUUAUUUUUAAACUCAAAAAAAUUCCCUAUGAAGAAUUUUCUGAAGGUGUAGUAAUUCGUGCAAAUUCACAAGGAUGGAUGAACAAAGAAGAAAUGAUAUGGUGGAUCGAAAAUAUUUGGUCAAAACGUUCACAAAGAGGUAGCAAUCUAAGGUCUCUCUUGGUAUUAGAUUCAUUUUCCGCUCACAAAACUGAAGUU